ACGGCCAGUGGACGCAGCACCGGCCAUACAUCAGUGCCGUAUUCAUUAAGAUUCUGUUGCAAAACGUUUCUUAAACGGAAGAAAACGGAACGAAAUGGGGAGUGACCUACCUGAGUUUGUCCAAUAGAAACGAACGUUUUCGUUGCUAAACGCAACUGUUUGCAACUGUUUGGACUAAUGAUUACACCCCACGACUGUCUGCAUGCAUAAGAAUGUACUAAAAACAUACCGGAUUUUUACAUUACAUGAGGGGCUACCACUGACUAACAGAAUCGAUGAUGGAGCCUCCAGAGGAGAAGCCCAUUAUUUACACAAUGGAGAACAAGCCGAUUGUGACAUGCGCUGGGGACCAGGCCUUGUUCACUUCUCUCUACACCCCAUUGGCCCAGCAGCUUCCCAGGGAACCAAUGGAGUGGAGGAGGUCGUAUGGACGAGCACCAAAGAUGAUCCAUUUAGAGGCCAACUUUGUCCAGUUCAAAGAGGAACUCCUCCCUAAAGAGGGAAACAAAGCCCUCCUCACUUUCCCCUUCCUCCAUAUCUACUGGACAGACUGCUGUGACACAGAGGUGUACAAGGCGUCAGUCAGGGACAACAUGAUGAGGUGGCAGGGCAACCUGCGGCUCCACGGGUCAGCUGACUGGGUCAUCGUUGUCGUGGAGACCAGCGACACCAAGAAGAAGAACAAGACCAACAUCCUGCCUCGCUCCUCCUUAGUGGACAAGAUCCGCAACGACUUCUGUAACAAGCAGAAUGACCGUUGUGUGGUUCUGUCAGACCCUCUAAAGGAUUCGUCCAGGUCUCAGGAGUCGUGGAGUACCUUCCUGCUGAAGCUGAGGACUCUACUGCUGAUGUCCUUCACUCAGAACCUGGGACGCUUCGAGGAGGACAUGCGCACACUCCGGGAGAAACGCGAUCAGCCCGGCUGGAGCUUCUGUGAUUACUUCAUGGUACAGGAGGAGUUGGCCUUUGUGUUUGAGAUGCUGCAGCAGUUUGAGGAUGCUCUGCUCCAGUAUGAUGAACUGGACGCGCUCUUCACUCAGUGUGUUCUCAACUUCGGGGCUGGAGACGGGGCCAACUGGCUGGGUUCCUUCUGCUCCCCGGUGAAGAGCUGGACUGGCUUGCUCCUGCGGCGCCCCAUAGACAUGGAGAAGAGAGAUGGGAUCCAGAGCGGGCAGGCUAGCCUGCUGGAGCUACGCAGCUACCUGUUCUGUCGACAGUGUACCCUGCUCAUCUUUCUCCAGAGGCCCUGGGAGGUGACACAAAGAGCCCUGGAGCUGCUGCAUAACUGUGUCCAGGAGCUAUGCCUGCUGGAGGUGUCUAUGCUGGAGGGUGCAUUAGACUGCUGGGUCUUCCUCAGCUGUCUGGAGGUGCUGCACCGGAUAGAAGGCUGCUGUGACCAGGCCCAGCUAGAGGCUAAUGUCUCCCACACUGUGGGCCUGUGGGCCUAUGCUACUGACAAGCUGAAGUCUCUGGGCUAUAUGUGUGGUCUGGUGUCAGAGAAGGGUCCGCUGUCUCUGGAGCUGAACAGAACUGUGGACCUGCUGGCUGGACUGGGGGAUGAGAAGGCUGAGACUGUCCACAGCUUGCAGAGCCCGUAUAAAAAACUGAAGGAGGCCCUGUCUUCUGUGGAGGCGUUUGAGAGACAUUAUCUUGAGUUGUCCCAUGCUGCUGUGGAGAUGUACAGGGCCAUCGGCAGGAUGAGGUCAGCACGGCUCGUUGGGAUGAGCCUGGCUGAGUUCUACAUGAGGAAGGGUAAUCCUGAGCAGGCGGAGAGCUUCUUGCAGAAUGCUCUGAGGUCAUACGUGUCAGAGGGGUGGAGCCUACCUGUAACUCACACCAGGAAGCAGAUGGCUGAGUGCCAGAAACUGCUGGGGAAGACAGAGAACUACCUGCAGACAAGUGCCUUGUUGGCAGGUGAUGCCAAUCUGACCAAUGAGGAGAGGAUUCACUUCUGUCAGGAGAUCCUGACUUUCGCCAACCAAUCAACAGACAGCAAGGCCCAGAAGGUGGCGCUCAGUAUGAGUUCUUUCGCCCAGCUCAAGCAGCUGCAGUUCCGCCCGGCAACAGCCACGGUACACUCUGGCACCGCCCUGCAGGUGGAGUUGUGUCUGCGCAGCUUGAUGCCUGUGGCCAUGCCUCUGGAGCAGCUGGCUGCCAGUGUUCACUUAAACCUGGAGCAAGGAGAGACUAUCGGGAAGACCAGGGGGCCACCGAGACGGCCAUACCCAGGGACGGUGCUUUUCACCCUGGGUAACUCCUCAGCGAUGCACCCAUCCGCUGCUGGUCCUUCUCUGGAGCUGGAAGAGAUCCAGGACCGCAGCCCCUCGGACCCUCGUACACUCAACUCCACCGGCAUGGUGUGUAAGAACACACACCUGGUCAUGCGUCGUCAUGACAGCAGCCCGUCACCGGACACGCCCAACCUUGUCAGCCCAGUUCCUGUUGUCAUGGAUGACGGGGCAAAGAUGCUAAUGAGUGGUGAUGUCACUCUGCUGCCGGGCAACAACAGCAUUGUCUUCAGUGUACCAAGUCAGGAGCUGGGUACCUACACAUUGCGUCAGCUGUGUGCCACAGUGGGCCAGGUCCAGUUUGUCCUCCCUCACAUCUCUCCUCUGGUCCAGUAUGAGGUCUAUUCUCAGGAGCCCCAGCUCACUGUGGAGCCCCUCACAGACCAGCUGCUGGCAGGCCUCACCCAGAGGGCAAAGGUCAGGCUGCAGACAGGUCACUACACUGUGAAGAAGGGAGAUGCCCUGCAGCUCACUAACAUAGACAGCAUGCUCAUCCUCACCUCCUCCUCCUGCCCUGCUACCAUCCUCAACAGCACUGCAGAGCUUGUGGGUGAGAGUGUUCUGUUCAUCCAGUCGUCUGACAAAGUGACCUGUAUCUCUCUACCUCCCACCCCUCCCUAUCACACCCUGGAGUUUCAGCUGGAGGUACUGUGUGUCAUCCCUUCUGACCCAGUCCGGCCCGAGAACCAGAGACUCACAAACGGAGAGAUACGCCACCGGCCCCGGAGCUACAGCCACCCCGAUAACCACAUGACCGCCAUCAACCAGAGGAUGUCUAUAGACUGUCCCUGGUCCAUCUACUCCACUCCAAUAUCACUCACCUUCUACAUCCCCUUUAAGGCCAAGCACUCACUACUAUCAGCAGGGAAUAGGAAGUACAUCCAGGUGUGUCUGCAGAACGUGUCAGAUGUGACCUUUCACCUGAUGGACCAGAGGCUAACAGAUCAUGAGUCCUCUCUGGAGCUGCAGUCCCUCAACACUAAAGCACAACAGUUGGUGUGCAGUAAGCAGAGUGUGUACUGCGUAUGGAAUGUGAGGUGGAAGGAAAACAUGCCACUCUGUCUACAGUGUGUGUUCUCUGCCAGCUUCUCUUCUGCUUCUGAGGAAGUCUCAGCCUUCAAACCCUACCACUACGAGUUUCAACUGGAGAGAGUGACAACACUGUACAGUGUGAGGGCAGAGAUCAUGCCUGCAGCUGGUCAACAAAACUGUCAUUCUGGCUCCCUCUGUGGGCUGGAGAUGUCCAUCACACGACUGGCUGAACCUGAGGAUGAUGGAGGGACAGAGGAGAAAGGGCAGACAGAGACAGAGGAGGUCUGCUCCACCAAGCUCAUGUAUGAAGUGGCAGACAGCAGCAGUAGCUGGGUGGUGUAUGGCAGAAGCUCAGGGCUGGUGUCCAUGCCAGCGGAUGCUAAUGCCAACUACAAGGUACAGGUUGAGUUGAUGCCCCUGUUUGCUGGCCACCUGCCAUUCCCUGACAUCAAGGUGUUUAAGUACCUACCUCCAAGUGCCAACUCUGCCAGCCAACCUGAUACAGACGGCUGUGUAGAAAACGACACCCUCUCCCUGCUGGACCGGCCUCUGGACGACCAGGGGGACACGGCCAGCAUCCGUAGCCAGGGAAGUGUCCACUCUGUGGGCAGCGGGGAGCACCAGUCCAGGGUUCUCCCCAUGCCUCGCCUGGAGCCCUUCAGCCCGGGACAGGUGUUCAACCACAGCCAGGGAUGCCAGGUCCUGGUGCUGCCCUCUACGGAUGACCACGUUCUGGAGAUCAACGCUACGUGACCCUGGUGGUUGGUCAACACCCAUCACCAUCACUUCUUGCCCCAGACCUCCUGUGGGGCUCCGCUGUUCUGGAGCUCUAAGUUUGGUUGGGACCCAAAAGUAGCUGUUCUAAGACCAGACUAUGGACUCUGACUGUGGGCUCUGCUAGCUGGACUAGCCCCCCGAGCCUGGAGCGGACACAGUCACAUCAGUAGAGCCCUGAUGAACUAGACACACCACAACUUGCUGAUGUCUGGACAUAUGUUUUCCAUCUCCCCCAUUCUCCUCUUCUUCAGACUGUGUUUUGACUCAGUGAAUAGAUCUGUCUGACUACUGGGUCGUCUUCCCCAUCCUCCUCUUCUUCAGACUGUGUUUUGACUCAGUGAAUAGAUCUGUCUGACUACUGGGUCGUCUUCCCCCAUCCUCCUCUUCUUCAGACUGUGUUUUGACUCAGUGAAUAGAUCUGUCUAACUACUGGGUCAUCUUCCCCCACCCUCCUCUUCUUCAGACUGUUUUGACUCAGUGAAUAGAUCUGUCUGACUACUGGGUCGUCUUCCCCCAUCCUCCUCUUCUUCAGACUGUGUUUUGACUCCGUGAAUAGAUCUGUCUGACUACUGGGUCGUCUUCCCCCAUCCUCCUCUUCUUCAGACUGUGUUUUGGCUCAGUGAAUAGAUCUGUCUGACUACUGGGUCGUCUUCCCCCAUCCUCCUCUUCUUCAGACUGUGUUUUGGCUCAGUGAAUAGAUCUGUCUGACUACUGGGUCGUCUUCCCCCAUCCUCCUCUUCUUCAGACUGUGUUUUGGCUCAGUGAAUAGAUCUGUCUGACUACUGGGUCGUCUUCCCCCAUCCUCCUCUUCUUCAGACUGUGUUUUGGCUCAGUGAAUAGAUCUGUCUGACUACUGGGUCGUCUUCCCCCAUCCUCCUCUUCUUCAGACUGUGUUUUGGCUCAGUGAAUAGAUCUGUCUGACUACUGGGUCGUCUUCCCCCAUCCUCCUCUUCUUCAGACUGUGUUUUGGCUCAGUGAAUAGAUCUGUCUGACUACUGGGUCGUCUUCCCCCAUCCUCCUCUUCUUCAGACUGUGUUUUGGCUCAGUGAAUAGAUCUGUCUGACUACUGGGUCUCAGAAAAGGGAGAGGACACACAUUGUCAAACCCUGUUGACAUACAAGGCAAUCUUGUCCUCCCUCAAACUUCUGUAUUAAACUCAAAUGCAACAAAGCCCUGAGUAUAGUAACGUGUGUGUGACUGUGUGUGACUGUGUGUGACUGUGUGUGACUGUGUGUGACUGUGUGUGACUGUGGUAUGCUCACAAACUGAUGGAAAUUGUGUGUCCCACAAAGUUGUAUGUCUCAGCUAUGUACACAUUCCUGUCUCCUUCUGGCCUUUCACCAUUCUCACCAAACCCACAGUCCACAACUAACAUUGUAGUUACACUGCCCUCAUCUGACCACUGUACAUACUGUUAUGUACAUAAAUGUACAAAAGCUGAAGAACAGACGCACAUCCAGGUACUUUCCACAGGUGCUGGAGUUGUAGACAAAACUCAUGGAAAACAGAAAGGAAAACGCUGCACACUGCUGCACAUGCUGCCAGGUGAUAUUUAUUUAUAACAACGUUUUGACCCUAAGGUCUUCAUCAGGCAUCCAUAUCCCAGGUGGGGGUGGAAGAUCAUUUUUAUAUAUAU
This is a messenger RNA of Salmo salar (Atlantic salmon), 5733 nucleotides long. Its product is annotated as trafficking protein particle complex subunit 10. Lineage: Eukaryota; Metazoa; Chordata; Actinopteri; Salmoniformes; Salmonidae. Gene Ontology annotation, cellular component: TRAPPII protein complex. Gene Ontology annotation, molecular function: protein binding. Gene Ontology annotation, biological process: early endosome to Golgi transport; intra-Golgi vesicle-mediated transport. The record is from RefSeq and is a predicted model, not a curated record.